Messenger RNA from Prinia subflava (tawny-flanked prinia), 5146 nucleotides. RefSeq names its product GEN1 Holliday junction 5' flap endonuclease (gene GEN1). Bases 166 to 2988 code for a protein of 940 amino acids. The transcript is spliced from 14 exons. NCBI's taxonomy places the organism in Eukaryota, Metazoa, Chordata, Aves, Passeriformes, Cisticolidae. Gene Ontology annotation, molecular function: 5'-flap endonuclease activity; four-way junction DNA binding. The record is from RefSeq and is a predicted model, not a curated record.
GGAGUUUCAAACGUGCGUGCGGGAGCCCGCGCUUUGCUCGCCGGCCGCUGCUCGGGGUUGUUCAUCCAGCGGAAAGAUCCUUGAGGAGGAAUCUGCAAAUGCUGGAGAGCGCCGCUGCCGUCCUUCGGUUAAAACCUACCUUUUGACAACAAGGAAGCUGAAACAAUGGGGGUGACUCAUCUAUGGCAAAUCCUUGAGCCUGUGAGACAACCUGUCAGCCUGAGUAGUCUCAGAGGGAAAACACUUGCUGUUGAUUUAAGUUUGUGGGUUUGUGAAGCACAAACUGUUAAAAAGAUGAUUGGAGUAGUUACCAAGCCACAUCUCAGAAACCUGUUUUUUCGGUUCUCUUUCUUUUCCUCAAUGGGAAUUAAACUGGUGUUUGUCAUGGAAGGAGAGGCCCCCAGGCUGAAAGCAGACACCAUGAGCAAGAGGAAUGAGAUGCGCUAUGGGCCUUCGAAGAAAUCUGGAGCUGUAAGAACAGGGAGAUCUUUAUUUAAAGCCAUGUUAAAAGAGUGUCUUGAGCUGCUGGAGUGUUUAGGUGUCCCUUGGGUUCAAGCAGCUGGAGAAGCAGAGGCAAUGUGUGCCUUCCUAAAUGCAAAAGGACUUGUUGAUGGCUGCAUUACCAAUGAUGGAGAUGUUUUCUUGUAUGGAGCUGAAACAGUUUAUAGGAACUUUGCCAUGAAUGCUAAGGAUCCACAUCUUGACAGUUACAAAAUGUCCUCUAUUAAAGAGAAGCUUGGUUGUGAUAGAGAGUCUUUGAUUGGGCUAGCAGUUCUUCUGGGCUGUGAUUAUCUUCCAAAGGGGGUUCCAGGAGUUGGGAAGGAACAAGCUUUAAAGUUAAUUGAGGCUCUGAGAGGUCAAAACUUAUUGCAAAGGUUUGAGCAGUGGAAGGAACAAUUUCAGUAUGAGGAUAAUCCACCUUUGGUUGUUAAAAGAGUAAUGCACUGUUCAGAGUGCCAUCAUCCAGGAUCUUACAAGGAACAUGAGCAAAGCGGAUGUGAAUUCUGUGAAAGCGUGAGGGGCUGCAAACCCAGUGACUCCAAACACUGCUGCCCUUGUGCGUGGCAUCAGUGGGAGCGAGUGAAACAAGCAAAUGCACUGGAGGACAGUAUCAGAAAAAAAGCCAAGAGUUGUGAGGGCUUUCCAUUCUCUGAGGUUAUCCAAGAGUUUCUUGUAAACAAGAAUAAAUUGAUCAACAUAAAGGAAUGUCGAAGGCCGAAUUUAUUGUCCUUUCAGCUAUUUGCUUCAGAGAAGAUGGAAUGGACCAAACAUUAUGCUUGUAAGAAGCUGUUAGCACUUUUGACACGUUAUGAUAUGAUCCAGAGAAAAUCUGGGCACAUUGACUCAAAACAACUGCAGGCAAUACGGAUUGUUAAGACACGUGUUAAGAAUGGAAUUCCUUGUUUUGAAAUUGAAUGGCAAAAACCAGAACAUUAUGUUGAUCCAGAAGAUGAGCCUGUGGAGUUGUUUGUAGUCACAGUAGAAGAAGAGUCUUUGUUUCAGGCUGCUUAUCCUGAUGUUGUUGCCCUCUAUCAAGUGAAGAAGUCAGAAGUUCUUCAGAAGAAACAGAAAAAAAAGAAAGACAGACCAGAAGAAAAGGAAUUAUCAAACGCUUAUGAUGAAGUUACCAGUCUUCUGUCUCAAAUUAAUUUAAAGCCUACGUACAGAACUCUUCCUGUGCAACACUCCCUGUCAGAUACAAAAGCUCUCCCAGAAGAACAGACACAGCAGAGAAGUACUGGAUCAAAAGCUGUGGCAUUGCCUUCAGCUUCCUGCCUACCAAGAGUUCACGUGUCAGCAUCAGCAGCUGCUCCUACUGGCUCAUCUGUGCCCUCACAAUGCACUGAGCAUUCAGGGCCAGCAUCCUCUUCCUCUGGACCAGCUGCUCUGCAGCUGAGCAGUGGUGAUGGGAAGGGAACCUCCCUCAGCACUUCCCCAGCCCGUGGAGAUGGUGACCAUGAUCCAGCAGCUGACCUGAGCACAUGCACGAAACACUCACAUCCACUGAGUCAUGGAACAGUCAGAAAUAGCUCAGAUUGUUCUGGUGCUACACAGUCUGAUACAUUGAUAGUGUGUUCUGAUAGUGAAGAUGAUUUGUUCUCAAAUGAUGCUGUGGGACAACUUCAGGAGUGGUCUUUAAGCCAGCGAAUACUUAAGAAGGCUCCCAUUCCAUCACAGCCUUUGUCUGAAGAUGUAGUGCAACUGGAGUCUUUCAAUUGUUUUAAACAAACAAAAGAAACUUUGAAUCCUGAUAGAAAUCAUGUCUCUGCCUCACGUCAGUUAAAUAACCUAGUGCAGGAGAGGAAAAAUGUUCUAUCAAAAAACUCUGCAAGUGAACCCAGCGUACAUAUCUAUCAAGAUGUGUGCAGAAAAGCUGACAUCCUGGCUGAAAUGGGGCCAAAAGACCCUUAUGUAAAUGGUUCAACAUCUCCAGCCUUCAGUGGGCAAACAACAGAGACAUUUCAUCCUGGGUGUGAAAUGCUUCCAGCAUCUCAAAAGCCAGCAGAUGCAACUGGCUGUCACAUUAAAGAAGGUUGUAUUGAAACUACUUGGAAAGCUCCUUUUAAAAAGAGUGUCUGUCAGAACAGAUGCUCUUCUAGUGAAGAUAGUGAUGAUGGGCACAUGGAUAAAAUCCUGGUUGAUGAGCAGCAGAAAAGGCAACUGAACCCUGGCCAGUUUAAAAAAUGUUUUACAAAGAAAAGGAGCAGUGUUGUUACUAGCAAAAGGACAAACAGUGACUCAGCCCUUACAGUUAAAGGGAAGAAGGAAACCACUGAUGUAAAGAAAGCUGUUAGUAGUUUCCCAGUGCAGGUAUCUCUAAAACAGUCCUCUGCAGAAGAAGUUAAUUGUCCCCAAAGUCCAGAGCAACCAAUUGAAAGAUUGGGUUCUGAUCCCACACAAGACAAACGUGCUGUUCUGACUUCUGCUUGGGCAGACAGUCCCCUUCCCCUGUCUGAAAGACUGAAAGGAAGAAUCAAAAUCAAUUAGGUUCUCCGUAAAAUAGAUUAUGAUAGCAUUUAAUUAUCAGCUAAAUAUCAGUUGCUGUCAGUUCUUGAAGAGUUCCUUCCCAAAGUUGCUGCAGUACGCUCUAUCAAUCUUAUGUGGACACAGUUUUGAUGAACAGGAAAUGCUGAAGUCACUGGAGCUGAAGUUUGGAACUAAAGCAUUAACAGAAGUCCCAAACAGUUGAUUGUAGGCAAGUAUCAGUCAUUCUGGGUGUGUUUACAUUCUGAACUUGAUACAUAAGCAUCAGGAUACACAGUAUGCAAGGAUGAGGAGGAUUUAUUUAAGAAAAAGGAUUUCUUCCCAACCAAUUGUGCAGAUUUUGUGUACAUUUAUUAGUCUUGCUUAUAAAAACACUUACUAGAACAGUGCCUGCAGUGCUGUUGAAGACUCUUAAUGAGACAAAGAGAUGCAGCAUUUUUAAACUGAAGUUCUCCAUUUGGCUCCAAUAACUUAAUUUUGCAAGUUUUGAAAUGGGUUUUGAAAUCCUGUGUUUCUGGUUGCGCUGGCCAUCUCUGAAGGACCAGACAGAGACACACAGCAGAUGCACCUCACAGGGUAGCUCAAUUUGUAUCUGCAUGCCCCAUAAUAAGCUGUUCUUCAAGGGUGUGCCUUUUCCAAAGAGUGAGAUAAGCCAUGUAAGGAUACUCUGGUGUUGUAGCUGUCAUAUCUAAUAUUUAUGGAAAUUUGGUGACUGUUUCAAUUAAAUCUAAUAAAUCUAAAUUAGGGCAUUUUUUAUUAAAGAAGGUUGAAAUCCCAUCUAACAUUCACUUCAGUUCAUAAUAGAGUGAAAGAUAAGUUACAGAAAAUCAAAUUAUCAUAUUGCAAGUUCUUUGAAUAUAAUGUUUGGGGUUUUUUAAAAUAGAAAACUUGAGUACAAUUCUAUUUUUGAAGGUGCUCUUCCUAUUUCUCUUUUAGAAGCUAUCUCUGUUCAUACACAACAAAAAGUUGUCUUCAACAGUUGCCUGUUGAAGGAAUGCCUCCUUGUCUGCAUUUAGGUGUUUGUAACUUUUUCUGUGCACCAGCCAGAAGGAAGACAACUCUUGCCAAGGCUAUAUUGUUAACAAGAAAAAUUUUGAAUAUCUGCGUCGUAGUGAAAAUGUCAGUUCUUCAGAAUGAUCAGGGACCAAGUUUGGAAGCUGAAUUCCAGAUGUGUUUGAGGAAGACAUAGGUAGCCUAUAGCUAAUACACUCUGUAAUUAGCCAAAAUGGUAGUUUCUUAGUUUACUCUGUGGGAAGAUGGAAAACUUUUAUUUAUAAUUGGUUUUCCAAAUGAGAAAUGUAUUCUGGAAAUGAGAAAAAAAAAUCAAAAAUAUUGCAAACUUAUUUUCAGUUUUGAAGAUGGUCUUUGUCUUCUGGAGAUUCUUAUGCACCCAGCUGAUACGAGAGGGUAGCUGGAAGAAUAGUGUUGUGAAGGAGAGUAAGAGUCACUGGGAAUUUCAAAGGGAAAGAGUCAUAGCAUGACAGAAUUGUUUGGGUUGGAGAGGAUCUUAAAAUCUUAUAGUUCCAACCCUUGUGCCAUGGGCAGGGAACCACUCCUUAGGCAGUGGUCAGUGAUGGACAGAUCUGAGUGGGGUUUUUUUGUUGAAAAACUUUGCUCUUGGUUACAUAUGGGUUUUUUUCCUUGCUGAUGAUUUUUGAAUACUGAAAGUUGAAAUCAAAUGUUUAAAUUUUCAUUAAUAAAAAUGCCAGCAUCAUGUGAACAAACUCACUUUUAUUCCCUCCCAGGGUGUGGGAAUGUGCUCUUUUGUCGGGGGGAUCAUUCAGUUUCACCCGCAAUGUGUGGAUUUCAGUGAUUUAGAGCUUUCUGUAGAAUCAGGAGACCAGAGUGGAUUUUGGAGGGAAUUUUCUUUGUUUUCCAAAUCUGCUUGAGAUGACUGCUUUAAUGGAUGGGGAGGUGAAAAUAUUGUCAGAAUUUUGUGGAUGAUGAAAGUCAGAAAGGAGCUAUAAAGUAUUAAGAAUUGCAGAGGAAAAAAUAUUAUGUUGCUGAUUUUUCCUGUGAAUUAAUUGGGUUUCACAAGUACAGUUCAAGCAUGAAAAGCAGAAAAUUUGCAACUUUUUCAUAUGUAAUGUAUCCAAAUUUUGUGCCAGUUUCUGCCACUACUUCAGAAGCAACAAUAGAUGUGGGAAAAAAAAAAAAACAA